Messenger RNA from Lagenorhynchus albirostris (white-beaked dolphin), 4753 nucleotides. RefSeq names its product dispatched RND transporter family member 1 (gene DISP1). Bases 152 to 4750 code for a protein of 1532 amino acids. Gene Ontology annotation, cellular component: membrane. Lineage: Eukaryota; Metazoa; Chordata; Mammalia; Artiodactyla; Delphinidae. The record is from RefSeq and is a predicted model, not a curated record. The transcript is spliced from 8 exons.
GCUCCGAGGAGCUACUCCUGAGACUCCCUGGUUGCUCUCUGUGUGCUCUGUUCCUGCGGCCAGUUUCGGCUGUGGCCACUGCAAUCAUUUGCAGACCAAACUGAACCAGGGACGUUUCUUCUUUUAACAUAAAGGGUCAAGAAAUUGGAGCAUGGCUAUGAACAACGGAAACAACGAUUUUGUGGUUCUGAGCAAUGGCAGCAUCGCAACCAGUGCUACCAGUGCUAGUCCCCUCACCCCCUGUGAUGGAGACCCUGCAGCCCAGCAACUCACCCCCAAAGAAGCGCCCAGAACAAAAGUGAGUCCAAAUGGAUGCCUGCAAGUUAAUGGCACAGUUAAAUCAUCCUUUCUGCCUUUAGACAACCAAAGAACGCCUCAGAUGUUAUCCCUGUGCUGCCAUCCUUGCCCAUACCAUCACCCUUUGACUACCCAUGACAGUCACCAAGAGUGCCAUCCCGAGGCUGGCCCCGCAGCACCUCCUGCUUUGGCCUCGUGUUGCAUGCAGCCACACUCAGAGUAUUCUGCAUCUCUCUGUCCAAACCAUUCACCUGUUUAUCAGACAACGUGCUGUCUUCAGCCCUCUCCAUCCUUCUGCCUGCAUCAUCCGUGGCCUGACCAUUUUCAGCAUCAGCCUGUGCCACAGCAUAUAGCCAACAUAAGCCCAUCCAGACCUUUCAAGUUACCAAAAAGUUAUGCAGCCCUGAUAGCAGACUGGCCUGUGGUUGUCUUGGGCAUGUGCACUGUGUUCAUCGUGGUCUGUGCCUUGGUUGGAGUAUUAGUGCCAGAGCUUCCUGAUUUCUCUGAUCCAUUGCUGGGUUUUGAACCAAGAGGGACUGCAAUAGGCCAGAGACUGGUCACAUGGAAUAACAUGGUGAAAAAUACAGGAUACAAAGCAACAUUAGCAAAUUACCCCUUUAAAUAUGCAGAUGAACAAGCCAAAAGCCAUCGGGAUGAUAGAUGGUCAGAUGAUCAUUAUGAAAGAGAGAAAAGAGAAGUUGACUGGAACUUCCACAAGGACAGCUUUUUCUGUGACGUUCCAAGUGACCGAUAUUCCAGAGUAGUAUUUACUUCAGCUGGAGGGGAGACAUUGUGGAAUUUACCUGCAAUUAAAUCAAUGUGCAAUGUAGAUAAUUCAAGGAUCAGAUCUCAUCCCCGGUUUGGUGAUCUCUGCCAGAGGACCACGGCUGCUUCCUGCUGCCCCAGCUGGACGCUGGGGAACUACAUCGCUAUUCUGAACAACAGAUCGUCCUGCCAGAAAAUCGUCGAGCGAGACGUUUCUCAUACCUUGAAGCUACUUCGGACCUGCGCCAAACACUACCAGAACGGCACCCUGGAGCCAGACUGCUGGGACAUGGCGGCCCGGAGGAAGGACCAGCUCAAGUGCACCAACGUGCCACGGAAAUGUACCAAGUACAACGCUGUGUACCAGAUCCUCCACUACUUGGUGGAUAAAGACUUUAUGGCCCCAAAGACAGCCGACUACACACCCGCUUUGAAGUACAGCAUGCUCUUCUCGCCCACAGAGAAAGGGGAGAGCAUGAUGAACAUUUACUUGGACAACUUCGAAAACUGGAACGCUUCUGACGGCGUCACCACCGUCACCGGGAUUGAGUUUGGGAUCAAACACAGUUUGUUUCAGGAUUAUCUUCUGAUGGAUACCGUGUAUCCUGCCAUCGCCAUCGUGAUCGUCCUUUCGGUCAUGUGUGUCUACACCAAGUCCAUGUUUAUCACUCUGAUGACCAUGUUCGCCAUCAUCAGUUCCUUGAUUGUGUCCUAUUUUCUCUACCGCGUGGUGUUUAACUUUGAAUUUUUCCCUUUUAUGAACCUCACCGCGCUCAUUAUUUUGGUGGGCAUUGGAGCGGAUGAUGCUUUUGUCCUGUGUGAUGUCUGGAACUACACCAAAUUUGACAAGCCUCACGCGGAAACCUCCGAGACAGUGAGCAUCACGCUGCAACACGCCGCCCUCUCCAUGUUCGUCACCAGUUUUACCACAGCGGCUGCCUUUUACGCUAACUAUGUGAGCAAUAUCACAGCCAUCAGAUGCUUUGGGGUAUACGCGGGGACAGCUAUACUGGUGAAUUACGUUCUGAUGGUCACCUGGCUUCCGGCCGUGGUUGUCCUGCACGAGCGGUAUCUUCUCAAUAUCUUCAGCUGCUUCAAGAAGCCCCAGCAGCAAAUAUACGAUAACAAAAGCUGCUGGACGGUGGCCUGUCAGAAGUGCCACAAAGUCCUUUUUGCCAUUUCGGAAGCGUCUCGAAUUUUUUUUGAAAAAGUAUUGCCGUGCAUCGUCAUUAAGUUUCGCUACCUAUGGCUGGUCUGGUUCCUGGCCUUAACUGUGGGCGGGGCCUACAUCGUCUGCAUAAACCCAAAGAUGAAGCUGCCCUCUUUGGAGCUGUCCGAGUUCCAGGUGUUCAGGUCGUCCCACCCUUUUGAACGUUACGACGCCGAGUACAAAAAGCUUUUCAUGUUCGAGCGCGUCCACCACGGAGAGGAGCUCCACAUGCCCAUCACGGUCAUCUGGGGCGUGUCCCCAGAAGACAAUGGCAACCCCCUAAACCCUAAGAGCAAAGGGAAGCUGACCUUAGACAGCGGCUUUAACAUCGCCAGCCCAGCUUCCCAGGUCUGGAUUUUGCAGUUCUGUCAAAAACUGAGAAAUCAGACAUUCUUUCACCAGACUGACGAACAGGACUUCACCAGCUGCUUCAUCGAGACCUUCAAGCAGUGGAUGGAAAACCAGGACUGCGAUGAGCCUACCCUGUACCCAUGCUGCAGCCACUGGAGCUUCCCCUAUAAGCAAGAGAUUUUCGAACUGUGCAUCAAGAGAGCCAUCAUGGAGCUAGAGAGGAGUACGGGCUACCAUUUGGAUAGCAAAACCCCAGGGCCGAGGUUUGAUAUCAAUGAUACCAUCAGGGCAGUCGUGCUAGAGUUCCAAAGCACCUACCUCUUCACACUGGCUUAUGAAAAGAUGCAUCAGUUUUAUAAAGAGGUGGACUCGUGGAUUUCCAACGAGCUGAGUUCUGCACCCGAGGGCCUCAGCCACGGCUGGUUUGUCAGCAAUCUGGAGUUCUAUGACCUCCAGGACAGCCUCUCCGACGGCACCCUCAUCGCCAUGGGGCUCUCGGUGGCCGUGGCCUUUAGCGUGAUGCUGCUUACAACUUGGAACAUCAUCAUAAGCCUUUAUGCCAUCAUUUCGAUCGCCGGAACUAUAUUUGUCACCGUGGGUUCUCUCGUCCUGCUGGGCUGGGAGCUAAACGUUUUGGAGUCGGUCACUAUUUCGGUUGCGGUCGGCCUGUCUGUAGACUUUGCCGUCCAUUAUGGGGUUGCUUACCGCUUGGCCCCGGACGCCGACCGAGAAGGGAAGGUGAUCUUCUCUCUGAGCCGCAUGGGCUCUGCCAUCGCCAUGGCCGCGCUCACCACCUUCGUGGCUGGGGCCAUGAUGAUGCCCUCCACGGUCCUGGCUUACACCCAGCUGGGCACCUUCAUGAUGCUCAUCAUGUGUAUCAGCUGGGCUUUUGCCACCUUCUUUUUUCAGUGCAUGUGCCGGUGCCUUGGGCCGCAGGGCACCUGCGGUCAGAUUCCUUUACCCAAAAAACUCCAGUGCAGUGCCUUCUCCCACACCUUGUCGACAAGUCCUGGUGACAAGGGACAAAGCAAGACACACACUGUGAAUGCUUAUCACUUAGAUCCCAGGGGCCAAAAAGCUGAAAUGGAGCAUGAGUUUUACGAAUUAGAACCUCUGGCAGCCCACAGCUGUAUGGCCUCCGAGAAGACCACUUAUGAAGAGACCCACAUCUGCUCUGAAUUUUUCAGCAGCCAGGCAAAGAAGUUAGGGAUGCCUGUACACACAGCUUACAACAGCGAACUCAACCAAAGCACCAAAAAUGAAGCCAGCUCUGCCUUGUUGCAGCCGUGUCUUGAACAGCACACCAUGUGUCACUUCUUCUCUCUGAAUCAGAGAUGUAGCUGCCCAAAUGCCUACCAACCUUUGAAAUAUGGCCUGCCGUCUUGCCAGCAGAUGGGUGACUGCUCGUGCCACCAGUGCGCUCCGACUGCCAGCAGCUUCAUGCACGUCCAGAACGGCCUGGCCCCUCUGAAGGCUGCACACCAAGCCCCCGAGGGCUUCGUGCAUCCCAUCCCACACAUCCACCACUGUCCCUGCCUACAGGGCAGAGUGAAACCUCCUGGAAUGCAGAAUUCUCUGCCCAGGAGUUUUUUCCACCACCCGGGUCAGCACAUUCAGGCCCAAGAAAAACUCGGUAAGACCAGCGUACACAGUCUUCAGAGCCUAGAAGAGCAACUUCCAAAGAUGGCAGAGAUGUCGUCAUUGGUCUGCAGAAGGGCUGGAGCUUCACACAAAGCAUGCUGUGCUCCUGAGACGCACCAAAGGGGACUCUGUAAAAACAGAGACAUCGGGAACGUGGAGGGCAGUGGAGGGGCCGCAAACAAGGACUCCAGUUCAGUGAGUCCAACUGACAAGGCAGAAAGGCAAGUGGAGCCAGGCCUGUCACAGACUGAUGUCAUCGUAAACUCGGAACACUUGAGUCAGAAUGAACCCCAAUUCAUCUUUAACCAUUUAAUGGGGGAGGCUGGUUAUAGGUCCUGCCCAAACAAUCCACAAAAUCGUGGCAGGAUUGUGAGAGUUCAGUGCAGUUCUGUGGACUGUCAAAUACCAAACAUUGAAGCCAACAUGCCUGCUGUGUUAACACACUCGGAACUUUCUGGCGAAAGUUGGUUAAUAAAAACACUUUAAUAA